AUGACUAGUUUGAGUGUUACAGCAUGGCCGUCUCCGGGAGUCGACGAGGGGCUAUCACAACUAAGUUGCCCCGGGAACGCUCUCACAAAGCAGCCACGUCGGAAGAAUGACGUGAACUUUGUCAACGAAUUCCCUGUCAGGCUGUUUGUGGCCCAGGUUACCAUGGCACACGGCGGCUACAUACCUGACCUUGCAAUAACGGCAUGCAACAUUGGUUUGGCCGGCGCCGUUCGGUGA
Molecule: messenger RNA, 237 nt
Organism: Puccinia graminis f. sp. tritici CRL 75-36-700-3
Lineage: Eukaryota; Fungi; Basidiomycota; Pucciniomycetes; Pucciniales; Pucciniaceae
Exons: 1
Coding region: 1-237 (78 amino acids)
Source: RefSeq, a predicted model, not a curated record